GAACAAUUUCAAAGACUUACUCAAUACGUCAAAAGAUACGUUAACCAAGUAACCAUCAAAGCCAGAACCGUUGGAAUAGACAAGGAUGAACUCCAAGAAAGCCGUAUAAAGGAAAAAGCUCCCGGAAGACCUGUCACACACCACCCCAAAACCGAUCGAAAGACUGGACGACCUGGAAGAUCGAGUGCACAACGAAAAAAAUUCAAGGAAGAUGAAUACAAGACCCACCCCAACAGUUCCAGAAGCCUCGAAUCUGCUGAUAAAUGUGAGGAUAAAGCCGACGAAAACAAUAAAGAUGCUGGCUCGAGAGAUCUGAUCGACAGAUAUUUGGAGUUCCUUGAAAGUUUCACUCCCGAAUCACGAAAAA
Racocetra persica is the source of this 367-nucleotide messenger RNA. The record is from the annotation of a GenBank genome assembly. NCBI's taxonomy places the organism in Eukaryota, Fungi, Glomeromycota, Glomeromycetes, Diversisporales, Gigasporaceae.